UACAUACUCAAUAGACUUGUUCUACUAAACGCAGGCACUCGCAUCCUGUACGGAACGCGACAAGCUUGUAAUUAGAGAAAGCAGCUCAACUCAACCUAUACGUCGAAUUCAGCUUACUAAAAAAGAAGCAAAACGCAUACCUUCUACAGAGCACUUGGUCAAAAUCCGUCUUUUGUUGCUUUAAUUUUGUGGCCGAGAUAAUAAACGGUCCAAGCGUAGUGUGAACGUGAGCGCAAAACGGACCGGUCGGACGCAGCGCGCAUGCGAUUCCCCGCUCAAAAAUGACCAUCGCAAAAAUUGCGCGCGAAACAACACGCCUGUUAUUUUUCUUCUUUAUAUUUUUUAAAUCUUAACCAAUAAGUUUUUAAUAGGGCAAUUUUUUUAUUUUAUUUCCUCACCAAAGAGUUUCGCUCAAUUUUAUAAUUAUGAAAUUAAAAUGCGUACAAAAUUGAUGUACAUAAAAUGUGCAGUGUUGAUAGUGAUAUUGUUUUUAGUGAACGGUUGUGAUAAUAAAAAAGUGACGUCUGUUAUAAGGGACAAUGGUGGUUUUAGUGAAGUCCAACAUAAUUACCUGUCACAGGAACGGAUUAGGAACAUUUCGAGCACAUCAGAGGUGGAGCAAAGUAGAGGAUUUUUCGGCCAUGGUGGCAUCUUCUCUCUCGGCAAGGUGCUCAACUUCUUCCCGGUGGGCGGGGAGCGGGAGUGCCAGCCGCAGAAGUAUACAGUCGCACGCGCAGGCAUCUGUCUCAACCCGUACGACUGUAGACAGCGAGACGGCAAGGCGGCUGGGAACUGUGCGCAUGGGCUCGGCGUAUGUUGCGUUUUCGAGGUGACCUGCGGCGGGACCGUGCAGAACAACCUGACCUACUUCAUGUCCCCUGGGUUCCCGGAACUGUGGACCGGGGAGAAGGAAUGUUCCAUCACCGUGGAAAAGGCCUUCGCUGGCAUCAUGCAGCUCCGGAUCGACUUCGUGCAUUUUACUAUCGGCCAACCAAACAGGAUGACGGGAGAGUGUGAUGAAGACGCGAUGAUCAUAGGAGAGGGGAGGAACAACUUCACCGUGUGUGGACAGAACCACGGACAACAUAUAUACUACACGCUACCAACAGCAACCGAGUCCCGGGAGGCUGGUGAGCUACCUGUCAGCAAAAGCACUCGUCUCACCGUGGUCAUGCGAGGCAGCGACAUGCCUCGUCUCUGGCUGCUCAGACUCGCGCAGAUGCCCCUCGCCAACUCUGCGCCGCACAACUGUCUGCAAUACUUUACUGCUAAUAAUGGAACAAUAAAAACCUUCAACUAUGCCAGCAACGGGCGGCACCUGGCGAGCCAGGACUACAGAGCCUGCAUCAGGAAGAACGCCGGCCAUUGCGCCGUCAGGUACACCGCUUGUGACGGCAGAUCCUUCAGGAUUGGCAACGGAGGAUCUUCAUCAGCUGAUCCUUAUUACAGCGUUGGUUCAGGUCCGGGUGCUUUAGGAGGACCAGGCACUGGCUUCUACGGACCUGAAGGGUCAUUCAUACAAGGAUCUCCUGCCAUGCUAUCUUCUACACCACGAGCCACAACAUUGGCCCAAGAGCAGCAGAUCAUCGAAAACGAUCCAGUACAGGAAGAUCAGAUGAUGGAAGCAGAUGGCUCGCAGACGCAGCAGGAUGAGGUGGAAGGCUCCGGAGCGGACCCUCAGAUUGAACCUCAGACACAAUCGACCCGGCCAGCUCGACCACCGCCGUCGAAGAGCAUCAUGCAAGUGAUCUGGAGCUUCAUCUGGCCUUCUUGGCUCUGGGGACAGUCCAGGACAUUCAACACGAGAUGGUCACCCUACGCCCAGCACUACAAGACUGGUCCAGAGAAUGAUGACUUUAGAUACAACGGCUACGGACACUUUGGACUGGGUCUCCACGGGUUUGGCAGACUGAGGUGCCGCGAUAGAAUCACUAUACCCUGUGAGAACGAGUAUUUUUUAUCGAGUGUCCCCUACGGUCCUGGGGUGUGUGACCCUCAUCACUGCGGCGAUUCCUUCUGUCCUGGACAGUCCCAUAAGAACUGCCGUGUGGAGACCUCAAUCACUCCCUUCGCGGUGUCUGUCCACUUCGGACCUCCCAGGAACAAACAGAACCCUGAGGACAACAUUGGAGCUUGCUUGAAAUAUCAGCAGAUACCUUGUGACUCGUGAUCUGGGGGUCUAAAAAGGCAAAGUCGGCAUUGCGCCCUUAUUUUUAAAUGCGCCGAUGUAAAAUGCCAAUGUUUUAGAUCAACUCCUAAAAAGUGGCUUUUUUAGACUUCCAGCGCAGUGUGAUUCUCUAUGUUAGUGACAUCGCUGGGUUAAAAAAGGCCAUAACAUAACAUAAACUGCCUAUAUACGUCCCACUGCUGGGCACAAGCCUCCCCUCAAUCAACCGCCCCCCUCCGGUUGAUGGAGCAUACUCCACCACGCUGCUCCAAUGCGGGUUGGUGGAGGUGUUUUUUUACGGCUAAUAGCCGGGACCAACGGCUUAACGUGCCCUCCGAAGCACGGAAUCAUCUUACUUUUUCGGACAAUCAGGUGAUUCAAGCCUGAAAAGUCCUUACGAAACAAAGGACAGUCUCACAAAGUGAUUUCGACAAUGUCUCCAUCGGGAAUCGAACCCGGACCUCCAGAUCGUGAGCCUAACGCUCUAACCACUAGACCACGGAGGCUGUCAGGGAGGCUGGCUGGGUUAAAAAAGGCCAAAUUGAAGCAAUUAAUCUAAAAAGCAACUCUCCGGUCCCCACCAGCGUCUGUUUACAUCACCUCCCCUCGGACAUAGUUUAGUCUUCAAUCGUAUGGUGUCAGACGUCACACACACAGGUGCGCGUGUACGAUAACGUCAAUGUGUAGUGUCUGUGUAAAGCUGGGUGUGUUAUUAUAUCUCCAUGUUUACACAAUUGAACAUUUAUUUUAUGGUGUAGUCUUAAAUCUAAAAAUACUUAAUUGUGAUUGACGAAGUAUGAAUUAUUUAUGUCAAUAAUAAUUAUAAUAAACUAGAUUUUCUUUGUAAAUAUUAUUCACGUAAUUUAUUUGUAAUGCUUGUAAUAAUAUUCUCAUUAAAGUAGUUCCUAAAAGAGCAUUU
Messenger RNA from Pectinophora gossypiella (pink bollworm), 3086 nucleotides. RefSeq lists its product as uncharacterized. Lineage: Eukaryota; Metazoa; Arthropoda; Insecta; Lepidoptera; Gelechiidae. The coding region runs from base 437 to 2170 and encodes 577 amino acids. The record is from RefSeq and is a predicted model, not a curated record. The transcript has 10 exons.